AUGAGACUCUUUCUCUUACUUGUUUUCAGUGCUCUCAUAUUGCUUGAAGCAUAUCGAUUCACAGAUGAAAGUGAUAAGAAAGCUUUGUUGGAGUUCAAGUCUCAAGUUUCUGGAGCAAAAAGAGUUGUUUUGUCCUCAUGGAAUAGCUCAUUCCCUCUCUGCAGUUGGACUGGGGUUACAUGUGGCCGAAAACACAAACGAGUUACUGGAUUGUACCUUGGAGGAUUGCAAUUGGGCGGGGUGAUAUCGCCAUCUAUUGGUAAUCUUUCGUUUCUCAUAACACUGAAUCUCUCAGAUAACUCUUUUGGUGGAACCAUCCCUCAGGAAGUGGGGAACUUGUUUAGACUUCGACAGUUGUUCCUGUCAUAUAAUUUUCUACAAGGAGUGCCAGCCAGUCUGUUUAACUGCUCUCGACUGUUGAUGCUUGACAUUUUCUCGAAUCAUCUUGGACAAGGUAUCCCUUCAGAACUAGGAUCAUUGACGAGGCUUGUUCUUCUAGAUCUUGGUCGAAACAAGCUGAGAGGAAAGCUCCCUGCAUCUCUAGGAAACUUGACUUCCCUUAGAGAACUAAGCUUUGCGGAAAACAAUAUAGAAGGAGGAGUCCCUGAUGACUUAGCUAGAUUAACUCAGUUGGUAUUUUUUCAAUUGACAUCCAACAAUUUCUCAGGUGCUUUUCCUCUUGUGUUUUACAACAUGUCCUCACUUGAGAAGCUAUUCAUCAUCGGUAAUGGUUUCUCUGGGAGCCUGAGGCCUGAUUUAGGUAAUCUGCUACCAAAACUUCAAGGGUUGCAUAUGGGAAACAAUGAUCUCACAGGAGCCAUCCCAAUAACGCUUCAUAAUAUCUCAACUCUUCAAUCACUGGCAAUGGAGAGUAAUAGUCUUACUGGAGGUAUUCUUCUGAGCUUUGGAAAAUUGCAGAAUUUGCGGAGCCUAUCACUUUUCAGUAAUUCUUUGGGAAGCCGGUCUAAUGGAGAUCUUGACUUUCUUGGUGCUUUAACUAAUUGCACCCAACUGAAAAGCGUCAGUGUUGCUAACAAUACACUAGGGGGUGACUUGCCUACCUCCAUUUCCAACCUGUCAAAAAAUCUUAUUGAGCUAACCCUUGAAAUGAAUUUCAUCUCUGGAAGCAUUCCUAGUGACAUUGGGAAUCUCAUAAGCUUGCAGUUUUUUCAGGUGGGGAACAAUCUAUUGACAGGUACACUCCCUUACUCACUUGGAAAACUUUCAGGAUUGGGGGUAUUAAGUGUCUAUUCAAAUAGAUUAUCAGGAGCGAUACCAUCUUUUAUAGGCAACAUCUCUCGGUUAGUAAAACUUUAUUUAUACAACAACAGUUUUGAAGGAAUCAUUCCUCCAAGUCUUGGUAACUAUAGCUACUUGCUACAUUUAAAUAUGGCGUAUAAUAAGUUGACAGGAACUAUACCACAUGAGAUUAUGCAAAUUUCACCCCUUGUUUUGCUAAGAAUGUCGAAUAAUUACUUAACUGGCUCUCUACCUCAAGAUGUUGGACGACUUACAAGUCUUGUUAUACUAUCUGUUGCGCACAAUAAGCUAUCAGGCCACAUCCCAGAGACUAUGGCGAAGUGUCUCUCGGUGGAAGAGCUUUAUCUGCAAGGAAAUUCAUUUGAUGGAUCCAUUCCAGACAUAAGUGGGUUGGUGGGUGUCAGAGAGGUUGAUUUCUCAAAUAAUAAUCUAUCAGGAAGCAUGCCUGGAUAUCUUGCAAACAUGAAUUCGUUAGAGAAUCUCAAUCUAUCCAUUAACAAUUUCAAAGGAGAAAUGCCAAGGAUAGGAAAGUUUAAGAAUGCUACUAUUGUUUCAGUAUUUGGAAACAUAAACCUAUGUGGGGGAGUCUUGGAAAUGAAACUAAAUCCAUGCUUUCAACAAGUACGGGGGACACAACAUUUCUCUCUUUCAAAGAAAGUUGUUACUGGAGUAAGCAUAGGCGUCUUGUUGCUUUUGUUGUUGUUCAUAGCUUCAGUUUCUCUUUGCUGGUUCAAGAUCAGAAAGAAGAACAUGGCUAAUGAAGCAACUCCUUCCACCUUGGGGACUUUUCAUGAACAGAUAAGCUAUAGAGAUCUUCGAAAUGCAACAGAUGGUUUCUCUUCAAGUAAUUUGAUUGGGUCAGGCAUCUUUGGUACUGUCUUUAAAGCAUUGCUCCCAGCAGAGAACAAGGUUGUUGCAGUGAAAGUUUUAAACUUACAACGGCGUGGAGCAAUGAAGAGCUUUAUGGCAGAAUGUGAAUCUUUGAAAGACGUAAGGCAUCGUAAUCUUGUGAAACUGUUGACGGCUUGUUCCAGUAUUGAUUUUCAAGGAAAUCAGUUCAGAGCUCUAAUCUAUGAGUUCAUGACAAAUGGAAGCUUAGAUAUGUGGUUGCAUCCAGAGGAAGUGGAAGAGAUUCGAAGGCCCUCAAGAACCUUGACACUUCUUGAAAGACUUGGCAUAGCAAUAGAUGUGGCUUCUGUUUUGGAUUAUCUUCAUGUUCAUUGCCAUGAAGCUAUAGCUCACUGUGAUAUUAAGCCAAGCAAUGUCCUUCUAGACGACGAUCUAACUGCCCAUGUUAGCGACUUUGGUCUAGCUCGGAUCCUCCUCAAAUUUGACCAGGAAUAUUUUCUCAAUCAACUUAGCUCGGCUGGAGUCAGAGGAACCAUUGGCUAUGCAGCCCCAGAAUAUGGAAUGGGAGGGCAGAUAUCAACACAUGGUGAUGUCUAUAGCUUUGGGAUUCUCCUUAUAGAAAUGUUCAGUGGGAAACGACCAACCAAUGAGUUGUUUGGAGGAAACUUUACCCUUUGUAGCUACAUCAAAUCUGCAUUGCCAGAGCAAGUGUUGGAUGUUGCGGACGAAGUGAUUCUUCACAACGGCCUUAGAAUUGGCUUUCCGAUUGCUGAAUGCUUAACACUUGUUUUCGAGUUGGGACUUAGGUGUUGUGAUGAAUCACCUGCGAACCGGUUGGCUAUGAGUGAGGCUGGAAAAGAAUUAAUCUCAAUCAGAGAGAGGUUUUUUAGAUCCAGAAGAAGAGCUAGGCAUUGAGGUGUUUGUGCUUUACUCUUUACAAACUUGAAGACUUAU
This is a messenger RNA of Raphanus sativus (radish), 3063 nucleotides long. RefSeq names its product probable LRR receptor-like serine/threonine-protein kinase At3g47570. The transcript is spliced from 2 exons. NCBI's taxonomy places the organism in Eukaryota, Viridiplantae, Streptophyta, Magnoliopsida, Brassicales, Brassicaceae. Gene Ontology annotation, biological process: protein phosphorylation. Gene Ontology annotation, molecular function: receptor serine/threonine kinase binding; protein kinase activity; ATP binding. The record is from RefSeq and is a predicted model, not a curated record. Bases 1 to 3024 code for a protein of 1007 amino acids.